CAAAUUGAAAUCGUGUUAUGUGACUCGUGGUUGACGAUCUUCGAUAAAAUUUACAGAAAAAAUGUUUCUUAAAAGUACACUCGUCCUCACGAAAGCAUAUCCCAGCGCCGUGAGCACCGCAUUCCGGAGUCUGUACUCGGCGGCCACCCUCGGAGUGGAUGGGUAUGCGGCGUACCGGGAAAAGACACGCACCCAGCACCUGCACAAUGUGGACAAUUUUAAGCGCAAGAUGCGUGAGUUCGUGUCCGGAUCGACGACCAACAUGAUCUUCACGGAGGAUCUGAAAAACAUCAUCCAUCUGCUGGACAACACGGCCGAAGAUAAGCAGCUGCUCAAAGACACGAUCGCCCGGUACAACAGGCAGGGCAAAGAGCUGCGCUUCGGGAACUACGUGUUCGGGCCGGUCAUCAUGCGUGCCUGUUACCAUUUGGGCGAUCACGAGCUGGCACUCGAUCUGUUCCAGGAUGCCGGUAAUGAGGGCUUUUUCGAUCAGCUCUCCAGCUACCAGAUACUGAGCGAUUUGCUGUACGAGCAUGGCCGUUACCGGGAGGUACGGGAGCUGUUUGAUUCCAUCAAAAGUCGUCAGGUUCAGGGUGGCCGCUUCCCGAAGCACUGCAUCACACUUACGUUCGCCGCGUGCUACAAGGAGAACACCCCGGAAGCCUUCCAGUACGCGAUGGAUCUGUGGAAGGAGGUGAAUUCCGUGGGACAUGUGCCCAUGCGUAAGGCGACAGCAUUUGCAGCGGCCAGCGCACUCAACAAUGGCAAACCGGAGAUUGCACUGGAGAUACUGAGCACGGUAACCAAGGGCAACUACGUGACCAUUCGGCAGCUCAAAACGAUGUGCCUCUGUACCCUCGGUCGGCUCGAUGAUCUCGUCCCAAUCUUCCGUGGUGUGUUGGAAGUGAAGGGAAACUUUGAGAAGAAGCAAACCUUCAGCCGAGAGGUGAUCCAGCGGGUACAGGAAGCGCUAAAGCAGGCACCGGAGAGCACGGCCAGCGCGACGACCGUGAAGCAGGACCUAGAACGCAUGAUCGAGUUCCUCGAAACAAACGGACAGAUUACUGAUGAAACACUCGAACAGUUGCUGUGCUCGGAGAUCGUCUCGACGGGACAGCAGCAGCAGCGUAACGAUGGGAAGAGCAAUCUGUCCGAAAGUUACAAUACGCGUGGUGGUCGUCAGCAGCAGCGACCGUUUCGGUCCAACAAGGGCAAUCCGAGCAUACGACCCGGAUUAAGCGAUAUGAACUAAGUGGCCGCUAGAUUACUCGGAAUAAAGCAAAGAUAUAGAGAGAGUCCGCUUCUUA
Messenger RNA from Anopheles aquasalis, 1307 nucleotides. Its product is annotated as pentatricopeptide repeat-containing protein 2, mitochondrial-like. Lineage: Eukaryota; Metazoa; Arthropoda; Insecta; Diptera; Culicidae. Gene Ontology annotation, molecular function: protein binding; RNA binding. Gene Ontology annotation, biological process: multicellular organism development; regulation of mRNA processing; mitochondrion organization. The record is from RefSeq and is a predicted model, not a curated record. Gene Ontology annotation, cellular component: mitochondrion.